Messenger RNA from Nicotiana tabacum (common tobacco), 2681 nucleotides. NCBI's taxonomy places the organism in Eukaryota, Viridiplantae, Streptophyta, Magnoliopsida, Solanales, Solanaceae. The record is from RefSeq and is a predicted model, not a curated record.
GGGUUGAAGUUAUGUGUGAAUUUGAAGUGGCUGUCUGUUGUACAAAACAAACUUCAGAGCUUGAAAGGGAUUGAAGGGCUUAUUAAACUCACUAUUAUGCUACAGCCUGUGAGACAUCUCAAGAAGUGGAAACUGAAUAACCUGAAAUUUGAAACUUGGAGUAACAUGGGAAGUUGAAUAUUUUCUAUUCUACUAAACUAUCCUGCUGUCAUUUUUUUUUUGGAUGAAGUAAUUGGUUUCAUUGAUGGCACCAAGAAGAUGCAGAAUAGUUACAAAAGUAAUGAAAGUUGCUAUCUCCAAUACAAAAAGGCAAAAAAAUCAGCUUAAUACUAGGGAGCUAACAAAGUUCAAAUAACUAUCAGGAGAACCUACAGGGGUUAAAUAAGUCCAACUAAAGAAAUACACUAGGCAGAUAGGUUUGAGAGACUGGACACCAUUGAUAUCCCAUCAAAACACCUUCUAUUCCUUUCAUUCCAGAUACUUCAAGAAAUGGCUGCAGGUGUCAUCUUCCAUAUUUUCCUGAUGGAGCUAUCAACUUUCCAAAGGCUCCAGCUCUCAAAAGCUUCCCUGAAGUUUUGUGGCAUGACCCAUCUGUGUCCAAAAAGAGAUAUAAAUAUAUUCCAAAGAUCUGCUGCUACUGUGCAAUGUAGAAAGAGGUGACCGUGUGAGACUGCAUUCCUCGGGCACAUAUAGCAUCUAUUAGCAAUAGGGAAGUUCCUUCUGGCCAAGUUAUCCUCUGUUAGGCAAGCUCCAUGAAGUGCAGUCCAAUUGAAGCAGAUAACUUUAGGUCCCCAUCUGAGCUGGUCUGGUACUAAUUGGUUGCUAGAGAAACUAUUUAGAGCGGCCAGUAGUCUGAGCAAUUCCUCAAAUUCCCAACCUUGCAGUGCAGGAUAGGCAUUCAUAAAAACUGUGUUGCCCAGCCACUUAUCCUUCCACAACUUGAUAUGCUGUCCAUUCCCAACUACAAAGUGCAUAUUCUGUGAGAACUCCUCCCUGAGCUUACAGAUAUGCUUCCAAGCUCCAACUUCAUGUGGCGCUCUUGAUUGUUUAGUGCAACAAUGGUUCUCUACGCCAUGCUUGGCAUUGACAACUUCCUUCCACAGGUACUGAAUGCUGGAAAAAACAAGCUCAAAUCAAUGAACGAGGUCAGUGGUCUUGUGAACUUGCGAGCACUGAUUUUGAAUGACAAUGACGUUGUUUCAAUUUGCAAGCUUGAUAAAAUGCAAGAGCUGAAUACAUUGGUCCUUUCUAGAAAUCCAAUAUCUGGAAUUGGGCAGAGUCUGGCCAAAAUUAACUCAAUCACAAAAUUGUCUCUGUCUAAUUGCCAACUACAAGGUAUUGACUCUUCACUCAAAUCCUGCACCGAGUUAAAGGAGCUACGCCUUGCUCAUAAUGAUAUUAAGACACUUCCCAGUGAGUUGGCUUUUAAUAUAAAACUACAAAACUUAGACAUUGGAAACAAUGUUAUCAUGAAAUGGUCAGAUUUGAAGGUGCUCUCUUCAUUAGUUAACUUGAAAAACUUAAACCUACAAGGGAACCCCAUUGCUGAAAAGGAAGCUUUGGCCAAAAAGAUCAAGAAACAGCUGCCAAAUUUGCAGAUUCUCAAUGCUAAACCUAUUGAAAAUGCCGUGAAAAAGGAAGAGGGUGGGAGAGUCGAUUUUGAAAAUGAAAGUGGUCAUCUUGAUAUUGCCGCUUCUGAUCGUAAGAGGGAGUUGGUACAAACAGAAAAAAGAACCAAUUAUGACGUUGGCGUUCCACCUGUUGAACUUGGCACAAGAGAGGAACAAAAGCGCAAAAAACAGAAGAAGAGUGAAGUUUUGAAGGAGAAAGCAUCAACCAACAAAAAUGAUACUGCCGUCAGGGAUAAGGAACCAGCUAAAAAGUCUAGUAAGAAGGCUAAACAACAUAAAGCAAGUGCCAUUGACGAUGGAGAAACUCCUUUUGCAGAUCUUUUUGGUCCUGAUUCAUCAGAAGAUCCAUUGACUAGUAGUCGGAAGAAUCACAACACACUCCAAAAUGUUGAUGCAGCUGCAGGCUUGGUUACGUUCCCAAAAAAGAAAAAGAAGAACAAGAAUCUGGUAACUGGUGCUGCUGCUAUUCAAUUGUCAUCAGCAAGUGAUGAAAUUGGAUUGGGUGGUACAUCAACGUGGGGCGACUAGGAAAAUAGCAUCACAGAGAAAAUUAAGUAGCAUCAAGCUCAGACUGUGAAGUUAGCUACCGUCAGUUAAGCCCGGGCCUUCCAUUUUGUUAGAUUGCUGUGCAAUAAGACGUUUGCACGGUUUACAUGAACAAAUUGGUUUCACUUCCUGAUAGAAGCUGUAAUUUAUGGUGCUAUGACUGCAAGGCGUAAAGGACCUAAUUCUUUACUUGAAAGCCAGAUCAUUGGGAAGGUAAAGGAUGUUUUUCCUUGCUCUUGUUCAUCAUAGGUGUUUGGAAGAACAAAAAGAUCCAACUUUGCUUUUACCAGGAGUACUUGUUGGGAAGAUUUUGUACUUGUAGAGACGUGGUAAAUGCGCCUAAUUUAAAUCUUGUUUUGAGAACAUAUUGUGUUUAGAUAAUUAAUGGUCUUGUUUCCAAUGGCACACACACAAAGUUGUCUGCCUGAACUUAUGCAUUAGCAUAAUGCAUUAGAAACCUGAAGAAUGACCCUUUGUGGCAGAUAGACAGUGAUAUUUGUCCCA